UGGUGAAGCAGAAAACCACUUUAUUUUUAAAUAUCCGUAAUCAUAACGAAAUAAUACAAGGUCCAGCAUGGGUAGAGGUUUUUUUGUCUUCACAUUUUUAUUUUCCGUCAUAUUUCUGUUGCAAAUAGUUGGCUUCUUCUCUCCAUAUUGGGAUAUACAGUGUGUGGAUAAUUCAGAUCUUAACAUUACUACUACACAAAACAAGACAUGUUUUUACCAGGGAUUGUUUUAUGGAUGCGACGACGGCGGGAAGUGUAGACUAACAAAAAUAAUUGACAGUAAAGUUUUUGGAUUGUCAGUAGGCAUAAUUGUUGGGAACAUUAUUGUAUUGGUUUUAACGAUCCUUGUUCUGGCUCAUACAUACAAGGAUUAUGCAAAAUCGAUGAAAACUGGAGCAAUGCUUAUGUUUGCAACAACAGAGAUAAUGAAUAUUGCGUCUACCUUAUUCUUUUGGCAAUUAACAUACAGCGUUAACAUUGGUUGGAGUUGUUGGUUGUUUUCCUGGUCAGCUGCCAUUCUUAUAACCAUCAUUGCAUUUACAUGUAUUUGUUGCUUUAUAGAGCAGGGAGGAAAUCGUUUCCAUGUUUACCAUUAUGUUGUAGAUUAAGAUUGUAACAUGCAUCAUGAAUAAACUGAUAACAUUCUUAA
Mytilus trossulus (common blue mussel) is the source of this 648-nucleotide messenger RNA. RefSeq lists its product as uncharacterized. NCBI's taxonomy places the organism in Eukaryota, Metazoa, Mollusca, Bivalvia, Mytilida, Mytilidae. The record is from RefSeq and is a predicted model, not a curated record. The transcript is spliced from 3 exons. The coding region runs from base 68 to 607 and encodes 179 amino acids.